Episyrphus balteatus (marmalade hoverfly) is the source of this 1196-nucleotide messenger RNA. Its product is annotated as protein mab-21-like. The transcript is spliced from 3 exons. NCBI's taxonomy places the organism in Eukaryota, Metazoa, Arthropoda, Insecta, Diptera, Syrphidae. Bases 99 to 1196 code for a protein of 365 amino acids. The record is from RefSeq and is a predicted model, not a curated record.
ACACAUUUUCCACAUGAAUUUACCGUUAAUAGUGAUUCGGUAGUUAAAGAAAAAAAAAGAUACAUUUCCCUCGUGAAUUUCGAAAACAGUUUCGAAAAAUGCUUGUGCCACCGGAUAUGAUGGCCGCCCAAACCCGGAUGGUCUAUCAAAUGAAUAAAUUCUGCGCCGAACGAGUGCAAACGCGAAUGCUCAAAAUAUGCACCUCCAUUCGGGAGAUAUGCAAAAUCGUUCAGGACAUUCUCAAGGAAGUCGAAGUUCAGGAACCCCGAUUCAUAUCAAGUUUGGUUGAAUGCAAUGGAAGAUUCGAAGGUGUCGAAGUGAUCUCGCCUAACGAAUUCGAAAUCGUCCUCUAUCUCAAUCAGAUGGGUGUCUUUAAUUUCGUCGAUGACGGAACACUUCCCGGAUGUGCUGUAUUAAAACUCAGUGAUGGCCGCAAACGAUCAAUGUCCUUGUGGGUAGAAUUCAUAACAGCUUCCGGAUAUCUAUCAUCACGAAAAAUCCGAUCACGCUUUCAAACUUUAGUCGCUCAAGCCUGCGAUAAGAGUAUCUAUCGUGGCAUGGUCAAAAUGAUUGCGGACACAAGUGAAGUGAAGUUGCGAAUACGCGAUCGAUACAUUGUCCAGAUAACGCCGUCUUUCAAGUGCUCCGGCAUAUGGCCAAGAUCGGCAGCACAUUGGCCAUUGCCAGGGAUCCCUUGGCCCCAUCCAAGUCUUGUAGCUGAAGUGAAGACAGAAGGAUUUGAUUUACUUUCAAAGGAGAGCAUCAUUAUGCAGGGCAAAAAUGCUAGCAUGGAAGGUGAUGCUUGGGUGUUGAGCUUCUUCGAGGCUGAAAAUCGGCUUUUACAAGGUGGAUGUCGCAAAAGAUGUUUAAGUAUUCUGAAGACAUUGCGCGAUCGACAUUUGGAUUUGCCUGGCAAUCCAAUAAAUGCUUAUCAUUUGAAGAAUCUUUUGCUGUACGAGUGCGAAAAACAUCCGCGCGAAUUCGAAUGGGAUGAGUGUUGUGUUGCAGAUCGAAUUAAUGGGAUAUUUUUGCAAUUAAUCUCGUGUUUACAAUAUCGUAGAUGUCCGCAUUACUUUUUACCCAGUUUGGAUAUGUUUAAGGGCAAAUCGCCAAGUUCACUUGAAAAUGCUGCUAAACAGGUGUGGCGAUUGACAAGGGAGAUGUUGACAAAUAUAAAUGCAUUCGAUAAGUUAUAG